AUUCCCGCUUUCGGACCCGUUCUUAUUCGGACAAUCUCUCUUUUUGCGUUCCUUUUCUACUCCCCCUUCGAGUUGACCACUGUCUCUCUUUCUCCCAUUCGUUCCGAUUCCGAUCUCUUCUUCUUCUUCUUCUUUCGUAGAUCCGCGGCAUUUCUAACCCCGCCUCCCGAUCCAUCUUCCCCUUUGGUCCUCGUUUCUGUGGAAUUCUACUUCCGUUUUGGUCAAUCGAUCUUGGUCUAGGCGCAUCGGUCUCGGAUUUGUUCCAUUCUGUCGUCGCGGGAGCACAUCCGGUCGGCUGAAUUGUUCUUUGAAUGCCAGUUUGGAUUAGGAUUAGGUGGAACAGUGAUUGAAUUACUUGGUUACACGAUUGCACACCUGUUCUGCACCAUGGAGGACGACGACAAACAUGAGAAGAGUUUGAUUGACUCAUCAACCCCUGAGACUUCUGCAACUGAUCCAAGUGAUGCUCUUGGAGAGGGUGAAGGAUGCCUAUCAGUUGCUAUUAAAUCUGUGAAUGUUAGUGAAGAAGGUGCUGAACUUCAGGGUGAGAACCUACGUGACGGGUUGAAUCAGCACGAAUAUGAAACGGAAAAGCAUGAUCAAAGCACAGAGCAUCAGGUUCAUGAAAGUAGAAAUUUGGAUAUAAAGGAUUUAAAAGAAGUAAAACAUGGUUCAGAGGAAGUUUUUGUUGAAGAGAAGGAAACAGACCCUGUUUUUGACGGAACCGAGACUCCUGAACUAGAAGCAAAUUUGGAAUUUUCAAGUCAAACUUUUGAUCUUGAUCCAGAUGUGCAAGUCAAUGCUUGGCCUGAAAAAGCCGUUGCACUGAAAAACUUUGUCAAGGAAAAGGGCUCUAUUGCUGUUUCCACAGUGCUUCGUCGCCUUUCUGGGAAAAAUGAUGAAGGGACUGCUGACACAGAUGAAAAAACUGAAGGUUCUGUAAAACAUGAUAAUGGAAGUUCUGAUCCCAGACAGAAAGAGGUCUCACAGAAAGUAAGAGACCAAUCAGCAUGGAACCCUCUAAACUUUAUCAAGAUUGGGCGUAAUGUGGUCACUGAUAGCAAAACUGGGCAUGUCGAGGACACUGUUUUUGGAUGUUCCACCGAUGGGCCGACCAUGAGGGGCAGAAUUAUGGUGUAUACAAGGCUGGGUUGCCAAGAUUGCAAACGAGUUAGGUCUUUAUUUCGUCAGAAGAGACUAAGAUUUGUUGAAAUCAACAUAGAUAUAUUCCCUACUAGAAAGUUUGAGUUAGAGAAAAUCACAGGAUCUUCUGCUGUUCCAAAGGUGUUGUUUAAUGAUUUUCUUGUUGGGGGAUUAACUGAACUUGAGACUAUGAAUGAUUCAGGACAGCUUGAUGAGAAAAUUAAAGGUAUUUUCAGUGAAGAACCUCCACCUACAGCUCCUUUGCCACCAUUGCCUGGUGAAGAUGAUGAAUCUGGCAGUGGAAAGGUUGAUGAGUUGGCCUCAGUUGUCAGGAAAAUGAAAGAGUCAAUCAUUCUUAAAGACAGAUUCUACAAGAUGCGAAGGUUUAGCAUUUGUUUUCUUGGGUCUGAAGCUGUGGAUUUUCUGUCUGACGAUCAGUAUUUGGAAAGAGAAGAGGCAGUGGAAUUUGGAAGAAAGCUUGUCAGCCAACACUUUUUCCGGCAUGUUUUGGAUGAGAACAUAUUUGAGGAUGGAAACCACUUGUAUCGGUUUUUGGAGCAUGAUCCAGUCAUCAUGACUCAAUGUUACAAUAUUCCAAGGGGCAUGUUCGAAGUUAAACCCAAGCCUGUCACUGAAAUAGCAUCAAGGUUGAGGUUUCUAUCUUAUGCAAUCAUUGAAGCAUACAUGUCUGAAGAUGGAAAGCAUGUUGAUUACUGGAGAAUCCAUAGUUGUGAGGAAUUCAAAAGGUAUUUGAGAAUAAUUGAAGAGCUUCAGAGGGUGGAUUUAGAAUCCUUGUCACGGGAAGAAAAGCUUGCUUUCUUCAUUAACCUCUAUAACAUGAUGGCCAUCCAUGCAAUAUUGACGUGGGGUCAUCCUGUUGGGGCUUUGGAAAGGAGAAAGUUCUUUGGUGAUUUUAAAUACGUCAUUGGGGGUUGUGCCUAUUCGCUAUCAGCCAUCCACAAUGGAAUCUUGAGGGGAAAUCAACGGCCACCAUACAAUCUCACCAAGCCUUUUGGACAGAAAGACAAACGCUUAAAGGUUGCUCUUCCAUACCCAGAACCAUUGGUUCACUUUGCCUUGGUGUGUGGCACAAGAUCUGGGCCUGCACUUAGGUGCUACUCACCAGGAAAUCUCGACAAGGAACUGAUGGAGGCUGCCCGUGAUUUCAUAAGGAACGGAGGAGUGUCUGUGGAUGCUGAAGCCAAGGUAGCAUCCGUAACCAAGAUCUUGCAGUGGUAUAGCAUGGAUUUUGGAAAAAAUGAGCUCGAGGUACUCAAGCAUGCAGUGAACUACUUGGAUCCGGCAGAAUCCGAGGAGAUCUUGGAAUUGCUUUCAAAAACUCCGAUGAAGGUAAUAUAUCAACCCUAUGACUGGGGCCUGAAUGAUUAGGAACUCAUCUUCUUUGUUCAUCUCUCACACCAUAACUUUCUGGACUAUACAUAUCCUUGAGAAAAUGUUGUUCUUUUAUAUCAACAAAAUUUAUUAAAAGUAGAUCGUCUAAGAUUUCAUUGGUACA
Molecule: messenger RNA, 2659 nt
Organism: Musa acuminata AAA Group (dessert banana)
Lineage: Eukaryota; Viridiplantae; Streptophyta; Magnoliopsida; Zingiberales; Musaceae
Exons: 7
Coding region: 388-2532 (714 amino acids)
Biological process (GO): intracellular signal transduction
Source: RefSeq, a predicted model, not a curated record